Messenger RNA from Pseudomassariella vexata, 1940 nucleotides. Its product is annotated as T-complex protein 1. Gene Ontology annotation, biological process: protein folding. The record is from RefSeq and is a predicted model, not a curated record. Gene Ontology annotation, cellular component: chaperonin-containing T-complex. Gene Ontology annotation, molecular function: ATP-dependent protein folding chaperone; ATP binding; ATP hydrolysis activity. The transcript is spliced from 5 exons. NCBI's taxonomy places the organism in Eukaryota, Fungi, Ascomycota, Sordariomycetes, Amphisphaeriales, Pseudomassariaceae. Bases 151 to 1806 code for a protein of 551 amino acids.
CACCUUCGACAGCAGCACAAGGCAGAAGGAAGCACUAGACAGCUCAAGAACACCACAUCACAGGAUCGAAAUUGCCCGAAACGUCGCCGACUGACCGUUUGACACCACCACAAGCCACCGAAGCUCAAAAGAGCUGUGAAAACCGUCAAGAUGGCAAUGAAUCUCGACCUUUCGAAUGCUUCUGUAAUGAAGGAUGAGCAGGGACGACCCUUCAUUAUCGUCCGAGAUCAGGGCAAGAAGAAGCGCCAGUACGGCAACGAAGCUGUCAAGUCACACAUUUUGGCAGCCCGCACUGUCGCAAACAUUGUCAAGACCUCUCUGGGUCCCCGUGGGCUCGACAAGAUCCUUAUUUCUCCCGAUGGCGACAUCACCGUAACCAAUGAUGGCGCAACUAUCCUACAACAGAUGGAGAUUUCCAACCAUGUGGCGAAGCUGCUCGUUGAGCUUUCCAAGUCACAAGAUGACGAGAUUGGUGACGGAACAACUGGUGUAGUGGUGCUGGCAGGCGCUCUCCUCGAGCAGGCUGCCGAGCUUAUUGACAAGGGCAUCCACCCCAUCCGAAUCGCCGACGGGUACGACCAAGCGUGUGAUAUUGCAGUGGCAGAGCUGGAUCGCAUAUCAGACACCAUUGAAUUCAACCAAACAAACACACAGAACCUCCUCAAGGUCGCACGGACGAGUUUAGGCAGCAAGAUCGUUUCCAAGGCACAUGACCAGUUCGCCAAGAUCGCCGUUGAUGCUGUUUUAUCAGUUGCCGAUCUAGAGCGGAAAGACGUCGACUUCGAGCUCAUCAAGGUUGACGGAAAGGUGGGCGGCGCGCUGGAGGAUUCCCUAUUGGUAAAGGGCGUCAUCGUCGACAAGGACUUCUCACAUCCCCAGAUGCCCUCUGAGGUCAAGGAUGCCAAGAUUGCCAUCUUAACAUGCGCUUUCGAGCCUCCUAAGCCCAAGACCAAGCACAGACUUGAUGUCACGUCAGUGGAGGAGUUUAAGAAGCUGCAGAACUACGAGCGUGAGAAGUUCAUUGAGAUGAUCCAGCAGAUCAAGGACACGGGUGCCAACUUGGUAAUUUGCCAGUGGGGUUUCGAUGACGAGGCAAACCAUUUGCUGCUACAGAACGAUCUGCCUGCGGUAAGGUGGGUUGGUGGUCCGGAGAUCGAGCUCAUUGCUAUUGCGACAAACGGCAGAAUAGUACCGCGGUUCGAAGACCUGAAGGCGGAGAAGCUCGGCAAGGCUGGUAUCGUGCGAGAGAUGACUUUUGGUACGACGAGGGAGAAAAUGCUGGUGAUUGAGGAAUGCGCAAACACUAGGGCUGUUACCGUCUUCGUUAGAGGCAGCAACAAGAUGAUCAUCGACGAAGCCAAGCGCUCCCUGCACGAUGCCUUGUGUGUGGUGCGAAAUCUGGUGCGCGACAACCGCGUUGUCUACGGUGGAGGUGCCGCAGAGAUUGCCUGCUCACUGGCUGUUGAGGACGAGGCAGUCAAGACACCCGGCCUGGAGCAGUACGCUAUGCGUGCCUUCGCCGAGGCUCUUGAUGCUGUCCCCAUGGCUCUCGCAGAGAACAGCGGUCUAAAUCCCAUCGCAACUCUUGCUGAAGUCAAGUCACAACAAGUCAAGGGUGGAGAAUCGAGCCGCGGCAAAUUGGGUGUUGACUGCAUGGCUAGUGGAAGCAACGACAUGAAGGAGGCGUUUGUGAUUGAUCCAUUGAUCGGCAAACGGCAACAACUAAUGUUGGCUACACAACUGUGCCGCAUGGUGCUGAAAGUCAACAACGUCAUUGUAAGCGGUUCAGGGGAGGACGAUUUCUAGAUGCCCAAGUUUGUUGUUAGGAAACCAAAAAGGCGCAGCCAAAGGAAGGCUUGUACCGUGCAUGGAUGAGCUACAUAGACUAUUGCAAAGGUCAUGAUACCUGAAUUAUAGAUGAAGCACAUAUCUGAACCUCG